UCAUCCUCCCCUUCCUCCCCUUCCUCCAUCUUCCCUUUCCCAUCAACAACUUCCAUCAUUCCCAUCACUUUCAUCGUUCGGAAUCCCAUUUUCCCUUUCCCUUUUUAGCGGGUUUUCUGCGUCUCGAGUAGACGAGCUCGUUUUUCUUCUCUUUCGGCUUGCCCAACAUGAGACUUUUCGCCGGCGCCGUCGUUGCGGCCGCUGUUGCCAGCGCCGCCCCUACUGUCUCCAUCGACACCGUGCAUCGCGGUGCCGCACCCAUUCUCGCUUCCUCGAACGCUGAGGCCAUUCCCAACUCGUACAUCAUCAAGUUCAAGGACCACGUCAGCGAGUCGGGUGCCGUAGAGCACCAGAGCUGGGUUCAGCACAUCCACACCAAGAGCAGCGAUGAGCGGCUCGAACUGCGCAAGCGUGGCGAGCCUCACGCUGAGACGGUGUUUAACGGCCUGAAGCAUGUCUACAAGCUUGGUGGUUUCCUCGGCUACUCUGGCCACUUCGAUGAAGCCACCAUCGAGGAGGUUCGGAGACAUCCGGAUGUCGAAUUCAUUGAAAAGGACUCCAUCGUUCACACCAUGGAGAUUGUGACCGAGGAGGAUUGCAAGCCGGAGACUGAGAAGUCUGCUCCUUGGGGCCUUGCCCGUGUCUCGCACCGCGAGCGUCUCAACUUCGGCAGCUACAACCAGUAUCUUUAUACCGAGACCGCUGGCGAGGGCGUCGAUGCCUAUAUCAUUGACACGGGCACCAACGUUGACCAUGUUGACUUCGAGGGCCGAGCCAAAUGGGGCAAGACCAUCCCCGAGGGCGAUGACGACGUCGAUGGUAAUGGCCAUGGAACCCACUGCUCCGGUACCGUCGCUGGCAAAAAGUACGGCGUUGCCAAGAAGGCGAACGUCUACGCGGUCAAGGUCCUCCGUUCCAACGGCUCCGGCACCAUGUCCGAUGUUGUCAAGGGUGUCGAGUGGGCUGCCCAGUCCCAUCUCGAGCAGGUCAAGGCUGCCAAGGACGGCGGGCGCAAGGGCUUCAAGGGCUCUGUGGCCAACAUGUCCCUCGGCGGCGGAAAGACGGAAGCUCUCGACCGUGUCGUGAACGCCGCCGUUGAGGCCGGCAUCCACUUCGCCGUGGCUGCGGGUAACGAUAACGCUGACGCUUGUAACUACUCUCCUGCUGCGGCCGAAAAGGCCGUUACCGUUGGCGCAACUGAGCUCGGCGAUGCCCGGUCUUAUUUCUCCAACUACGGCAAGUGCACCGACAUCUUCGCCCCCGGCACUAACAUCCUGUCCACCUGGAUCGGCUCCAAGUACGCCACCAACACCAUCUCGGGCACUUCGAUGGCCUCCCCCCACAUUGCCGGCCUGCUUGCCUACUACCUCUCUCUCCAGCCUGCUACCGACUCUGAGUACUCUGUCUCUCCCAUCAGCCCCGCCAAGCUCAAGGCCGACCUCCUGUCGGUUGCCACGGUCGAUGCCAUCCGCAACAUGCCCGCUGAGACUCCCAACCUGCUCGCCUGGAACGGCGGCGGCUGCAGCAACUACACGUCCAUCGUUGACGCUGGCAGCUACAAGGCGCAGAGUGAGAAUGAGGAUGAGGGUGAGGAAGACGGUCUCAUGAGCAUUCUUCAGAAUGUCGAGCACGUUGCUGAGGAGGACUUCGAUUUCCUCGUUGAGAAGGUGAAGAAGUUCUCGAACAAUCUUCAUGAUAUUGAGGGCGAGCUCAAGGACCUGCUCAAGGAUAUCGCUAUGUAAAUGGCUUUCCUCGUGACCUUGGCCUAGAUAGUCCGCGUCCAAUCAAGGCAAGAGCGACCUCAACCGUCGUCGCCUAUUUUCUUUUCCUAGCUCUAUGGUUUGCACGGGACAAUUUUUACAGUUAUCGUUCAUGGGAUUCCUGGGAUUUGCAUCGUGUGAUGGACGGUUCGGUGUUUUCCUGCUUUUUUUUCCCCUCUUUUCUCCUCUUUUCCCUUCGUUUUUGUAUAGGUCAUCGAUUUGCAUAUCGAAGCUAGAGGCUCUCACG
Sodiomyces alkalinus F11 is the source of this 2007-nucleotide messenger RNA. RefSeq lists its product as hypothetical. Gene Ontology annotation, biological process: proteolysis. The record is from RefSeq and is a predicted model, not a curated record. Gene Ontology annotation, molecular function: serine-type endopeptidase activity. NCBI's taxonomy places the organism in Eukaryota, Fungi, Ascomycota, Sordariomycetes, Glomerellales, Plectosphaerellaceae. The transcript has 2 exons. Bases 168 to 1742 code for a protein of 524 amino acids.